This is a messenger RNA of Ailuropoda melanoleuca (giant panda), 5209 nucleotides long. It is a transcript of the gene INSRR, whose product is annotated as insulin receptor related receptor. Gene Ontology annotation, molecular function: phosphatidylinositol 3-kinase binding; insulin receptor substrate binding; ATP binding. The transcript is spliced from 23 exons. Bases 491 to 4393 code for a protein of 1300 amino acids. Gene Ontology annotation, biological process: protein autophosphorylation; positive regulation of kinase activity; multicellular organism development. Gene Ontology annotation, cellular component: insulin receptor complex; axon; plasma membrane. The record is from RefSeq and is a predicted model, not a curated record. NCBI's taxonomy places the organism in Eukaryota, Metazoa, Chordata, Mammalia, Carnivora, Ursidae.
UCUCGCGCAGGGAGAGCCGCAGGGAGCGCGCGAAGCUAGCGCCCCGAGAGGAAGAGGCGCGCGGUUGCCCCUCCGCCAAGCCCCCAGCCCCGAGACGGGGACAGACAGACUGAUUUGGGAAGGCAACCGGACAGAGGCGAGCCCACAGGACCCUGGCUGUGGCCGAGAGACUUGGCUGGGACGGAGCCUCGCACGAAAGCGGAGGUGGCGGCCCCCGGGUGGCGGCGAGGCUCUCGGAGAGGCGAACGGCUUGCGUGUUCAGGACCCGGUUCGCGUUCCCGCCAGGUUUCCGCAAGCUCGCUCCGCCGGGUGGUGGCUGCUAGAAGUCACCCAGCAGGUGUCAGGGCUCCGGGCGGCAGAACGUCUCCCCACCCCGCCACGCGGCCCCCCUCCUCCGCCGGCAGGGCGGCCCCACGGCCUGCCAGACCAGACCCUUCUCCCCGGAGCCAUCUGCAGAAGCCAGGACUGGGCACAAGGCAGGGCUGGCACAAUGGCAGCAACCAGGCUGUGCGGGUGGGGAGCACGCCUGCUUGUGACGCUCCUCUUCUUGGGAUUUCGCCUGGACACACUAGAGGUGUGCCCCAGCCUGGACAUCCGCUCCGAGGUGGCAGAGCUGCGCCGGCUGGAGAACUGCAGCGUGGUGGAGGGCCAUCUGCAGAUCUUGCUCAUGUUCACGGCCACGGGCGACGACUUCCGCGGCCUCAGCUUCCCGCGCCUCACUCAGGUCACUGACUACCUGCUACUCUUCCGUGUCUACGGUCUGGAGAGCCUGCGGGACCUCUUCCCCAACCUGUCGGUGGUCCGUGGCGCCCGCCUCUUCCUGGGCUACGCGCUGGUCAUCUACGAGAUGCCGCACCUGCGGGACGUGGGGCUGCCGGCGCUAGGGGCCGUGCUGCGUGGGGCCGUGCGGGUGGAGAAGAACCAGGAGCUCUGCCACCUCUCCACCAUCGACUGGGGCCUGCUGCAGCCCUCGCCUGGCGCCAACCACAUCGUGGGCAACAAGCUGCGUGAGGAGUGUGCAGACGUGUGCCCCGGCGUGCUGGGCGCCAUGGGCCAGCCCUGCGCCAGGACCACCUUCAGUGGGCACACCGACUAUAGGUGCUGGACCUCCAGCCACUGCCAGAGAGUGUGUCCCUGUCCCCAUGGGCUGUCCUGCACAGCCGGGGGUGAGUGCUGCCACACCGAAUGCCUGGGGGGCUGCAGCCGGCCAGAAGACCCCCGGGCCUGCGUGGCCUGUCGCCACCUCUACUUCCAGGGCACCUGCCACCGGGCCUGCCCUCCAGGCACCUACCAGCAUGAGUCCUGGCGCUGUGUCACGGCAGAGCGCUGUGCCAGCCUGCGCUCCGUGCCCGGCCGCGCCUCCACCUUCGGCAUCCACGGGGGCAGCUGCCUGGCCCAGUGCCCCCCGGGCUUCACCCGCAAUGGCAGCAGCAUAUUCUGCCACAAGUGUGAGGGGCUGUGCCCCAAAGAGUGCAAGGUGGGCACCAAGACCAUCGACUCCAUUCAGGCGGCACAGGACCUGGUGGGCUGCACCCACGUGGAGGGGAGCCUCAUCGUCAACCUUCGCCAGGGCUAUAACCUAGAGCUGGAACUGCAGCACAGCCUGGGGCUGAUAGAGACCAUCACCGGCUUCCUCAAAAUCAAGCACUCCUUUGCCCUCGUGUCCCUGGGCUUUUUCAAGAACCUCAAACUAAUCCGGGGGGAUGCAAUGGUGGAUGGGAACUACACUCUGUAUGUGUUGGACAACCAGAACCUGCAGCAGCUGGGGUCCUGGGUGGCUGCGGGGCUCGCCAUUCCCGUGGGCAAGAUAUACUUCGCCUUCAACCCUCGCCUCUGCUUGGAGCACAUCUACCGCCUGGAGGAGGUGACCGGCACGCGGGGACGGCAAAACAAGGCUGAGAUCAACCCCCGCACCAACGGAGACCGCGCCGCCUGCCAGACUCGCACCCUGCGAUUCGUGUCCAACGUGACGCAGGCCGACAGCAUCUUGCUGCGCUGGGAGCGCUACGAGCCGCUGGAGGCUCGGGACCUGCUCAGCUUCAUCGUGUACUACAAGGAGUCCCCAUUCCAGAAUGCCACAGAGCACAUAGGCCCAGAUGCCUGUGGUACCCAGAGCUGGAACCUCCUGGAUGUGGAGCUGCCCUUAAGCCGCACCCAAGAACCCGGGGUGACUCUAGCGCCCCUCAAGCCCUGGACACAGUAUGCAGUGUUUGUGCGGGCCAUCACACUGACCACUGCUGAGGACAGCCCCCACCAAGGAGCCCAGAGCCCCAUCGUCUACCUCCGAACCCUGCCUGCUGCGCCCACAGUGCCCCAGGACGUCAUCUCCACGUCCAAUUCCUCGUCCCACCUGCUGGUGCGCUGGAAGCCACCGACUCAGCGCAACGGAAACAUCACCUACUACCUGGUGCUGUGGCAGCGUCUGGCGGAGGACGGCGACCUCUAUCUCAACGACUACUGCCACCGCGGCUUGCGGCUGCCCACCAGCAACAGCGACCCCCGCUUCGACGGCGAAGACGGGGAACUGGAGACCGAGAUGGAGCCUGGCUGCUGCCCUUGCCAGCACCCCCCUCCCGGGCAGGUCCUGCCGCCGCUGGAGGCGCAAGAGGCCUCGUUCCAGAAGAAGUUCGAAAACUUCCUGCACAACGCCAUCACCAUCCCCAAAUCCCCCUGGAAGGUGACGUCCAUCCAUAAGAGCCCUCAAAGAGACUCGGGGAGGCACCGCCGGUCCGCCCGGGCCCUCCGGCUUGGGGGAAACAGCUCGGAUUUCGAGAUCCAGGAAGACAAAGUGCCCCGGGAGCGCGCAGUGUUGAGCGGCCUGCGCCACUUCACGGAAUACCGGAUCGACAUCCACGCCUGCAACCACGCGGCGCACACCGUGGGCUGCAGCGCUGCCACCUUCGUCUUCGCGCGGACCAUGCCCCACAGAGAAGCCGAUGGCAUCCCAGGGAAGGUGGCCUGGGAAGCAGCCAGCAAAAGCAGCGUCCUCCUGCGCUGGCUGGAGCCCCCGGACCCCAACGGCCUCAUCCUCAAGUAUGAAAUCAAGUACCGCCGCUUGGGAGAGGAGGCCACAGUGCUGUGUGUGUCCCGCCUACGUUAUGCCAAGUUUGGGGGUGUCCAGCUGGCCCUGUUACCCCCUGGAAACUACUCCGCCAGAGUUCGGGCAACCUCGCUGGCUGGCAAUGGCUCCUGGACAGAAAGCAUCGCUUUCUACGUCCCCGGCCCAGAGGAGGAAGAUUCCGGGGGGCUGCACGUCCUUCUCACCGUCACCCCCGUGGGUCUCAUGCUGCUCAUCAUCCUUGCUGCCCUGGGUUUCUUCUACGGCAGGAAGAGAAACAGCACCCUGUAUGCUUCUGUGAACCCGGAGUACUUCAGCGCCUCUGAUAUGUACAUCCCUGAUGAGUGGGAGGUGCCUCGGGAGCAGAUCUCCAUAAUCCGGGAACUGGGCCAGGGCUCCUUCGGGAUGGUAUACGAGGGACUGGCACAAGGACUAGAGGCUGGAGAGGAGUCCACACCCGUGGCCCUGAAGACCGUGAAUGAGCUGGCCAGCCCACGAGAACGCAUUGAGUUCCUCAAGGAAGCUUCUGUUAUGAAGGCAUUCAAGUGUCACCACGUGGUACGUCUCCUGGGUGUGGUGUCUCAGGGCCAGCCAACUUUGGUCAUCAUGGAGUUAAUGACCCGUGGGGACCUCAAGAGCCAUCUUCGAUCCCUGCGGCCUGAGGCAGAGAACAACCCAGGGCUCCCACAGCCCGCGCUGGGAGACAUGAUCCAGAUGGCUGGUGAGAUCGCAGAUGGCAUGGCCUACCUGGCCGCCAACAAGUUUGUGCACCGAGAUCUGGCGGCCCGGAACUGCAUGGUGUCCCAGGACUUCACCGUCAAGAUCGGGGACUUCGGGAUGACUCGAGACGUGUAUGAGACAGACUAUUACCGCAAGGGCGGGAAGGGGCUGCUGCCCGUGCGCUGGAUGGCCCCCGAGUCCCUCAAAGAUGGAAUCUUCACCACGCACUCGGAUGUCUGGUCCUUCGGUGUGGUGCUCUGGGAGAUCGUGACCCUGGCCGAACAGCCCUACCAGGGCUUAUCCAACGAGCAGGUGCUCAAGUUUGUCAUGGAUGGUGGGGUCCUGGAGGAGCUGGAGAGCUGUCCCCUUCAGCUGCAGGAGCUGAUGAGCCGCUGCUGGCAGCAGAGCCCGCGCCUGCGCCCCACCUUCACCCACAUCCUGGACAGCAUUCGGGGGGAACUGCGGCCCUCUUUCCGCCUCUUUUCCUUCUAUUAUAGCCCAGAGUGCCGGGGGAACCAGGGGGCCCUGCUGCCUGAUGCCAAACCCGACUCCCUACCCGCCCCAGAAGGGACUUCCUCAGACUGCAGCCCCCAAAAUGGGGGUCCAGGGCACUGAGGGGCACCCUAUUCCCCGCAUGACUGGCAAAGAAGAGGGGUCCUGACUUUUGUGGCCGUGAAGUAUGCAGAUGUUCACACCCCCUCCCAUGCUCAGAAAGGCCAGGGGGUGGCCCAGGCUGGGCCAGGGAGCAGAAGAGCAAAGAUGGGGUUGGGGGGGUCACAGCGGACUCGCUGUAAGGAAGAUUUUCUCAGGAGUCCGAGUUCUCCAUGAGAAAGUGAGCAAAGUCACGGCAGGAACACUGGACGAGAGGUCCAGGCUUUCAGAGUGGGGGCCCUACUCAGACUGGGAAGAGGGGCUCACCCACCUGGAAGGCGGGGUCCGGAGAACCCCACCCUCAGCUUUGGGUCUCCUGUGGACAUGUGGGGCCAUCAACGCUCUCAAAACCAGAAGAGCACCCUGCGUCAGGCCUAGAAGCCUAUCUGCCCAUGUCUGGGAUGCUGGGGAUGGGGGUCCACAGCACUGCCCUUAGCGCGGUGUCUCAGCGCACCCCCCGCCCCGCCCCAUGCAUCAGGUGGUGGGGGAGAACCCAGAGACCAGGGUGAACACGGUCCCCAGCCCGCCUCACCCCUUCCUCUCCUUUGCCAUGCUCAGGAACCCCAAGUGUGGUGCUCCUCCUCCCUCGUCCCCAGGGGCGUCCCUUGGUGCAGAUUCACCCCUUCUCCCAGGCCCUUCCCCUCGACCUCCUGCCUGCUCGUGGAUGAUUAAGGCUGUAAGAGCCUUGCCUCCUCCCCGCCCUGCUCCUGCCCCUACCCCUGCCUCUCACGGGAAGGCUGGAGAAGACACAAUAAAUGCUCAGGUCUGUUUGUGCCCUGG